AUGUCGGAUAUUAUAACACUUAAUGUUGGAGGAACAAUCUUUAAGACAACGCGAAAAACUCUUCUGAAUUUUCCAUCGACUCGUUUAGGAAAAUUUGCCUCGGGAGUCCAUAAUCUGGAUACUUCAUCUUUCGAUAGAAAUCACAUCAUUUUCUCAAAUGUUCUGGAUUUCUACAGACAAGGCGAGCUUCAUCUGCCCACAAGCAUGUGUGCUGCUGUUAUAAUCAAGGAGUUAGAGUACUGGGAAAUAGAUCAGAGUCAUAUUUCUGAAUGCUGUCUGAAAAUGCUUACGGAAUACGAGGAGAGUCUGCAGAAACGAAUAGAACUGAAGAAGAGUUUAGAUGACUCAGAAUUUGAUUACACGUCUAAGGAAUUAGAGCACAACAAAGUCAAUCAAGUCCUCAGACACAUCUGGCUGUUUUUAGACCGUCCUAAUUCAUCCAAAUAUGCAUUUAUGUACAGUCUUUUGUUCAUGCUAAUAACAGUGUUAUCCGUAGCGUUGUUCUGCAUGGAUACCCAUCCCUAUUUUAGAGACCAGUACCAGACCUUGGAUGAAAUUCGAUCACUUAUGAAUUUCACGGAUCUGUUCGAUGAUGUUAAUUUUGAUAACCCAAAAGAGAUUGUAUUUGUCACUACAAUUACUAAUCCCGGAGUAUACAACCUACAGAUUGCUUGCUUGGCGUUUUUUACGCUUGACCUUAUAAUUCACUUUGGCUCAUGUCCUGCAAAGAGAAAGUUUUUUCGGUCGCCACUCAAUUUCUUAGACGGGUUUUUGGUCUUCUCUAUGUGGACAACAACUAUCAUGGAAUUUGAAGAAAUAUGGAGCGCUGGGAGAAUAGCGGGCUUCUUCUAUAUUGUGUUUAAGCUGUGUUCUGUUUUCCGUAUGUUUCGACUUCUACGGUUAAUUCGUCAACACAAUGGUCUCAACAUGCUAUUCAUGGCAAUAAGAAGUAGUAAAUGGGAAAUCGGACUUUUACUUGUGGCUUUCUUGAUUUUCUCAACGUUUUUUGCGGGAUUUGUUUAUUAUGCAGAGUACAAAGAACCAACUACAUUUCCAAACGUUUUUGAUAGCAUAUGGUGGGCUAUCAUUACCAUGACAACCGUAGGGUAUGGUGAUGCAUAUCCUAAGAGCGUUGGUGGGAGAAUUGUGGGUACGUUUUGUGCUCUUUCGGGUGUCUUGAUAAUUGCAAUGCCGAUUGCUAUUAUUGCGUCUACGUUUAGCGAUUUUAAUGAUAAAAAUAAGGUACGGUUGAAGGUUCAAUCGUUUAAGACGCGCAAAAACAAGAUCGAUGUGUGUGAAAUGAAAAAUGAAACGAGGGAAAGUUCAUCGUUACAUUCAAGGUUUUAA
This is a messenger RNA of Saccostrea echinata, 1347 nucleotides long. RefSeq names its product potassium voltage-gated channel protein egl-36-like. The transcript is spliced from 2 exons. Gene Ontology annotation, molecular function: protein binding; voltage-gated potassium channel activity. The record is from RefSeq and is a predicted model, not a curated record. NCBI's taxonomy places the organism in Eukaryota, Metazoa, Mollusca, Bivalvia, Ostreida, Ostreidae. Gene Ontology annotation, biological process: protein homooligomerization; potassium ion transmembrane transport. Gene Ontology annotation, cellular component: voltage-gated potassium channel complex; membrane. The coding region runs from base 1 to 1347 and encodes 448 amino acids.